AUGGCUCUCACCGGACAGACGGGACGGUUGGUCGCCGAUCCCACGAUCGGUGUGGAAGAUAUCACAGGUGUGUUCGAGAAGUGGCUGAAAUCCCGAAAGACAAGGAAUUUCUUCAAGGCCUUGAACUUGCCUCGCGGGCUCACCUUCAAAAAGCCGAAGAAGAUCAGAACAGCCUUGGCCAAAAUGAACGAGCAGGAUGAGAAAAUUAAUCACACUCGGAAAUCGGACAACGACUUCGUCGAUUUGACUGAUGAAGGCAUCAGGAUCGGGUGUGCCAUGUUCAGGUGCCUGAAGGUGGAAGCCAAGACCAAACAGCGGUGCUUUGCUAUGAUGACAGCGGCUGAGCAAGCGGCUGUGCAGGAUGUCAUCGACAUCAUGAAUUGUGGUCCCGUCCUAGAGGACGGAUCUCAGGAGUCUGUCAGCGAGCCUCCUCCGGGAAUGCUUGCUUUGGCAGAUGGUGCCGCUGAUGCAAGGCCUGCAGAUGCAAGCCUGAAGAUGCAAGGCCUGCGGUUGCAAGGCCCCUGGUCUUGGAAGACGACCCUAGGCCCUAGACCAAAGCCCAGCCUCCAUCGGCUCGACCCCAUGGCAGUCUUUGACAGAGUUCGGAGCAGAGUAAGUUCAGAAGAGGCAGAGAGCGAAGAUCUUCCUGGACCUAGUAGCAGCAGUCGGGCCCCACCUGAUGCUACAACAAGCACAAGCAGCCCCAUGGACGUGCACUUCAGCUUUUUGUUGAGCCAAGCCGAAUCUGUGGAGCUCUUGGACAACAAAGCCCAGUUGAUCAUAUUCCGCAAAAACUGCCCUGAGAAGAAGGGGAAAGGGAAAGGCAAGCAGAACGGAGAGGCGAACAAGAAGAGCGAGGCGAAUCAGAAGACUGAGAAUGCCAUCCCUAAUAAGUCCAGGUCUUCAGCGCCAAGCAAGGUCAAGAAGGCCAUCGAGUCCCCGGACGGCGAAGCCCCCGAGAUCUCCGAAGAGAAGGAUACGAUUCCCGCAAUCAGGCACUCCAAGAAGAGCCCAGACAUCCCUAAGAGCAAGGAGAGCCCAAAGUCUAAGCAGUCGGACCCGAAAGCCAAGGCUACCCCGAAGUCGACCCCGAAAUCGAAGGCGAGCCCAAGGUCGACACCGAAAUCCAAGGCGACCGCGAAGGCCAAAGGUGAUCAGUUUGACUCGGAGAAUCCCAAGGAGAAGAAGGCCAAAUUGAAGCUCAAGGACAUGAAGGGAGAGGAUGACUCUGAGUGUGUUGCUGAUGCUGCUAACCCCGAGGGUGCUGACAAGGAGCCUGAAGAUUAG
Molecule: messenger RNA, 1287 nt
Organism: Symbiodinium sp. CCMP2592
Lineage: Eukaryota; Dinophyceae; Suessiales; Symbiodiniaceae
Source: the annotation of a GenBank genome assembly